AUGGUGGCUUCAGCUAAGUAUGAUUAUGAAACAUAUACUCAAUUAAAUUGUCAAUUUAGAGAAAAGAACGAUGGAGGGAUAGAUCUAGAAGUAGAGAUAUGUACAUUUGAAAUUGGGAUGCAAUGCAAAGCUUAUUUUAAUCAGUACAUAGACCACAUUGACGCAUUUAAGACCAUCGUGCGAGAACGUGGCUAUGAUAUCGGCGUUUUUGUAGGAUUUUUAGAGAAAAGAAUUUCGUUGGGGGCGUAUAUAUCGGCUACAAAAUCGGAUCGCAUUAUUGUUACUACUUAUAAAAGAAUGUGCCGAGAUGUUCUUGAUUUUAUCUUUAAUCUAUUAAAUCAAGAAUCUCGUGCCUUAGAAGACAAAUGCAAAUUAUAA
Messenger RNA from Dentiscutata erythropus, 378 nucleotides. NCBI's taxonomy places the organism in Eukaryota, Fungi, Glomeromycota, Glomeromycetes, Diversisporales, Gigasporaceae. The record is from the annotation of a GenBank genome assembly.